Microtus oregoni (creeping vole) is the source of this 7601-nucleotide messenger RNA. RefSeq names its product vascular cell adhesion molecule 1 (gene Vcam1). NCBI's taxonomy places the organism in Eukaryota, Metazoa, Chordata, Mammalia, Rodentia, Cricetidae. Gene Ontology annotation, biological process: cell-cell adhesion. The transcript has 9 exons. Gene Ontology annotation, cellular component: membrane. The record is from RefSeq and is a predicted model, not a curated record. Bases 224 to 2425 code for a protein of 733 amino acids. Gene Ontology annotation, molecular function: integrin binding.
GCUGUCAGUUAAACUUUUUUCUCUGGCUCUGCCCUGGGUUUCCCCUUGAAGGGAUUUCCCUCCGCCUCUCCAGCAAGACCCUUUAUAAAUAAGAGCAGACUUUCUAUUUCACUCACACCAGCCUGGCUGGCUUUGGAAGCUGAACACUUUUCCCAGACACUUUCACGUGGGACACAAAGAAGGCUUUGGAGCUUCCAUUUCGUCACCCCAGCAGCGACUUGAAAUGCCUGAGAAGAUGGUCACGAUCUCUGGAGCCUCAACGGUACUUUGGAUACUGUUUGCAGCUUCUCAAGCUUUUGAAGUUGAGAUCUCCCCUGCAUAUAAAACAAUGGCUCAGAUUGGGAACUCCAUGUCCCUGACUUGCAAAACCACAGGCUGCGCGUCCCCAUCUUUCUCUUGGAGAACCCAGAUAGACAGUCCGCUCAGUGCGAAGAUGUGGAAAAAUGAGACGGCGUCCAUCCUGACCAUGGAUCCUGUCAGUUUUGAGAAUGAACACUUUUACGUGUGCACAGUAUAUUGCGGCUCGGUGAAACAGGAAAGAGGGAUCCAGGUGGACAUCUACUCAUUCCCUAAGGAUCCAGAGAUUCAGCUGAGUGGUCCCCUGGAGGUUGGGAAGCCUGUCAUGGUCAAGUGUUUGGCCUCUGAUGUUUACCCAUCUGACAGACUGGAAAUGGAACUCUUCAAAGGUGACCAACUCCUGAAGACAGAGAUGUUUGCAGAAGAGAUGGAGAAGAAGUCUCUGGAAAUCAAGAGCUUGGAAGUCACCUUUACUCCUGGCCUUGAGGAUAUUGGGAAGGCUCUUGUUUGCCGAGCUAACUUAUACAUUGAGCCUGAGCCCCAAAAGAGGGAGACGGGCAACCCACUGCAAGUCUACACCUCUCCCAAGAAUACAGUUAUCUCUGUACAUCCCUCCAGAAGUCUUCAAGAGGGUGAUGCUGUGACGAUGACUUGUUCCAGUGAGGGUUUACCAGCUCCCGAGAUUUUCUGGAGCAAGAAAUUAGAUAAUGGAAAUCUGAAGCUCCUCUCAGGAAAUGCAACUCUUACCUUAGUUGCUAUGAGAACGGAAGAUUCUGGAAAUUACGUGUGUGAAGGAGUUAAUCUGGUCGGGAGAAAUAAAGCAGAGGUGGAAUUAACUGUUCAAGAGAAACCAUUAACUGUCGACAUCUCCCCCGGAUCCUGGGUGGCUGCGCAGGUUGGAGACUCAGUUGUACUGACAUGCGCUGUUGUUGGCUGUGACUCCCCCACUUUUUCUUGGAGGACUCAGACAAACGGUUCCCUUAACGGGGAGGUGAGGCGAGCGGGGGCCACGUCCACACUGACACUGAGCCCCGUGAGCUUUGAGAACGAAAACUCUUACCUGUGCACUGUGACCUGUGCUCGGAGGAAACUGGAAAAGGAAAUCCAGGUGGAGGUCUACUCAUUUCCCGAAGACCCAGAAAUUGAGAUCAGCGGGCCCCUUGUGCACAGGAGGCCUGUCACCAUAAACUGCACAGUUCCUAACGUGUAUCCUUUUGACCAUCUGGAGAUUGAGUUACUGAAGGGGGAGACCUCGCUGAAGAGUAAACACUUUAAUGAGGAAAUGGGCAUAAAAUCCUUAGAGACCAAAAGUUUGGAAAUGACCUUCAUCCCCACCAGUGAAGAUACUGGGAACGAGCUUGUUUGCCUGGCUAAGUUACACAGUGGCCAAAUGGAAUCUGAACCCAAACAAAGGCAGAGUACACAGACUCUUUAUAUCCAAGUUGCCCCCAAGGAAACCACCAUCUGGGUCAGUCCUUCUCCCAUCCUAGAGGAGGGCAGUCCCGUGAACCUCACCUGCUCAAGCGAUGGCUUUCCAGCUCCAAAAAUCCUGUGGAGCAGGCAGCUGAAUAACGGGGAAUUGCAACCUCUUUCUGAAGAUACAACGCUCACCUUAAUGUCUACAAAACUGGAAGAUUCUGGCAUUUAUGUCUGUGAAGGGAUUAACCAGGCUGGAAUUAGCAAAAAAUCAGUUGAACUGAUUAUCCAAGGCUCUCCGAAAGAUAUACAACUCACAGUCUUUCCCUCUGAGAGCGUGAAGGAGGGAGACACUGUCAUUAUCUCCUGCACCUGUGGAAGCGUGCCGGAAACGUGGAUCAUCCUAAAGAAGAAAGCCAAGACAGGAGACAUGGUAUUAAAGUCCGUUGAUGGCGCGUACACCAUCCGCAAGGCCCAGCUCCAGGACGCUGGAGUGUACGAGUGUGAAUCUAAAACCGAAGUUGGCUCACAGUUACGAAGUUUAACCCUUGAUGUAAAAGGAAGAGAAAAUAUUUUUUCUCCCGAGCUCCUUGCCCUCUACUGUGCCUCCUCCUUGAUAAUACCUGCCAUCGGGGUGAUCAUUUACUUCGCAAGAAAAGCCAACAUGAAGGGCUCGUACAGCCUGGUAGAAGCAGAGAAAUCAAAGGUGUAGCCAACAUCUGAAGUGUUCCAGAAAAGACACUAUUUAUAAUCCCCCGAUCCUUCCUAGUCUUUAUCAUCCCACCACCAACCCCCCACAUAAACCAAGCUAAGUGUUCAGAUUUCCCAGAACUCUUCUCAGUAGAGAAGGAAAAGAAGUGGAUGUUUGAGCCUUCGCUGAAUGCAAGAAGCCAGCCAGAACUGUUCUUCUUGACAAGUCCCUGUCAUUGAGGUGAAGUGACUGGAACAGUCCCAUGAUGUGUAUAUAAAUAGCAGAAUUUGUAUAUAUGUAAAAUAAAAUUAUGUCAUAGAACGGUUGUUUAGAAUAGCAGCACUCCGUAGGCCGGUCAGAACAUAAACAGUGUUGCUCGGACUGACUGUUGUAACUUAAUGCAUCUUAGAAAAGUUUAAUAUUAAUAUUGAUUAGGCAGCUGACCAGUGCCACCUUCUCUUAAUAUUUUGUUUCCUUCAAACUAAUUUUAUUCCUAUGAAUUUUUAUUGACAGUGAUUUCAUGUUUUAGAACAAAGCCAGGGUUUUAUAUUUUUAUAGGCAAAUGAUAAGGAAGGCACUGGGUUGACUUUCAGGUACUAUAUUCCUAAUUCAUGGCAGACUGAAUAGCCAGUUUUCUCUGCAUGGUACUGUAUGGUACGGGGACAUGCUUCUUCAUCGGGAUCUUGUGUAAUGAAUGACUAACAUGGUUUAAAAUGUGGCUUCUUUGACUCAUCUUUUGUAAACAGUAUAAAGUGAAACUUUCUGAACAUGGAAGACUUGGGUCUCAUAUGUUAUAAACUGUGUCUGCCGCCUUUCGUUAAUGGCUUGCUCUUCAGGAAUUGUCAGUUAUAAGAGUAAAAACCUCAAACUGGUAACAAUACAGAUACUCCAAACACGCUCUUCAGACUACCUUUAUCAAAAUAACCAUAAAAAUCCAGUAAAAUAAACAGACUUAUUCAUAUCAUCGUAACUUAGUGAGUUAAGGUCUAUAGUUUGGGAUUCUUGGAAUCUGCAACAGUUAAAUGUAAAGCUAACACUAUACCCAAUAGAUGAUAUAUACAGUAAUCUGGCAAAGAACAAACACUUAAGUACAUGCUGCAAAGCCUCAGAGACAACACUCUAUUAUUUUCCAGGUCAGCUUGUAUGCUUAGUACAGGUAGCAAUUCUCUUCCCACUGAGCCAGUAAGUCCUGAAUUAUGGGUUAAUCGUUUUCUUUCUCUGAAGGUUUUAUGCUGUAUACAGUACAUUCUAAGUAGUACAUUAGUUUGCUAGGUUUUGAACCUUGCUUUGUGACUUUAUUCUUUCGUUCAAACUUAUCUUCUUGCACAAUUCAACCAUGCUGUUGUAUCCAGUUAUAGGUCACACAUUUUCACUGCUCUCCAAUGGUCUACUCUAAGACUUUUUUUAAAAUCGUUUCUUAUUUAUCCACCCUUUUCUUAAUAGCUAUUUGUGAUGUUUUCAUCUUUUCUGAUAUGAGAAUAAGCUUCUGCAAACAUUAUUGUAAUGUGAUAAUUUGUGAACAUUGCUGUGCUUUCUCUAGAGCUUGUACCUGUCAGUCAGUAUUCUGGGAGGUAGCAUGUGUGCACAGUAAAAUUCAAAGGGAAGCUAGUCCUUUCGGAAGUAGUUCCCUAACUUCUCCUUCUACCACAGCGAAUAAGAAUUCCCACCAAUGCUCUCCCCCUGCCCAAUGUGGUGCCAUCUGACUUAAUUUAUUUAUUAUUAAUUAUUAUUUCUCAGCAUGGAUUAAAAUUAAAUUGACCUGAUCAUCAGUGAAUUUAAACAUAUUUCCAUAUAGUUAAGAAUGUUUUUAUGUUUAGGAUAAUUUGAGCUUUCUUCUAUAAAAUAUGUACACGUUGGCCUUUUUUGCUAGAGGAUAUAUUUUAUUAAUGUAUAAAUACAUACAAAUACCCUUUUCUUUUUUACUAGUCCUUUGAUUUCUUCUUAUAGUUACUCAGCUGUUCCACGUACUUCAUUACCCCACUUGUGACCUACACAUUCACUUGCUUUGGGGUAUUUUGGAUAAUAACUUAAAUUUUAUCACACUCAAUGUAUUUUUUAUUUUGACUUAUGAGUUCUGUCAUAGUUAAGAAAUAUUUUUUUUUUCUGCUCAGAGGUAGAAAAUCUACCAUCCUAGCUCCGAAAGUUUUGUUAGUUUCACAUACACAAGUCCUGUGAAAGCUCAAGUCAGAUUUCAAGUCAGCAUUGAGAGGGGCAUAGAAUCCUGCCCCUUGCAGAAUAGCUAUGGGUAACUGAGAGUUGGUGGGAGAAGGGAAAAUCGUCUUCUCCAGGAAAGAGCAAGGCAAUUCGUUAUCUAAUUACAAAUGGUCCAUCCUGAAAACAUCCAUACGAGUAACAUUAUAUAGACUGAAAAGGUUAUAUUAGAAAUAUAUGUGUAUGUACAUAUAUGCAUGUAACAACAAUUAAUGAAAAAAGAGGCAAUGGAUUUGAAAGAGAGUGAGGAAGUGUAUAUGAGAGGGUUUGGUGGGAGGAAGGUGAAGAAAGAAGUGAUGUAGUUAUAAUAACAAAAAUAAAAGAAAAAUUGAAAACCACAUACACACAAGAUAGAAUAUUAUUAUCCUAAUAAUAACUUUAUAUAGCCCCUUAUAUUUCUUUCUCUUUUUUUUGGUGAAACAUCAGACAGUCAUUCAUUUAUCUGCUUAUUUUUAAUAAAUCAAGAUUUAAUAAACAGGGCAAUGCAAAGAAGAACACUCCUGGGUAGCUCUCAGGAUGUAGGAGAGAGAACACAAGAGCACAUGGCAGAUCUAUGUGCAGGGUCUUAAAAAGCCUGUAGGCAGUCUUGAGCAGUUCCAGGGGAGAAACUGCAGGCUUUCUCGGUGGUGGAGUCUGGAAUGGGAGGAGUGGGGCUGGAUGGAGCUUCCCAACAUCUCAAUGCUGACACGGGAUGACGUGGGAAGGCGCAAGUCAAAAGCUGGUGGACCCACGCUCAGUGGGAGGCAUGGGUGAAGAAGCAUUCAGCUAGCUGCCACCCUGUUUCUUGGGGAGGCUGAGAAGGCAGAUUGGUAGGAGAAAAAAAAUCGAUUAUUAUCACUGUGGGGUCAGCCAUGGGCAUCAGAAAGACUGUCAGAAAGAAUGGAACAGAGAAGUAUUGUGGCUGUAAAAAGAGACAAGGGUGAAUGAGCGAGACACAAGAGCAGACAUGCCCUUCAUUAGGACAUUUUGGAAAACCAGGUCCCAGUUGCUGGAGAGGUGCCAGCUUGCACAUUGAGAGGUGGUGUUAGCACUGAUGUCCCAGGAGCUUGGGAGGUGGGGGCCAGUACACCAAAUUGAGGGAUGAUAUAUUUUUCUACCAUUUCUCUGGAGGUGGGGAAUGCAUCUAUCCUAUAAAGGUGUCAAUAAGAGUUAAGAGAUAACAGGGCCUUUUUAUGAGGGGUCAUGUCGGUGAAAUCAACCUGCCAGUAUUUGCCCAGUUGGUGUCCUCAGUUGGUGCAGGGGUUGGCAUUUCUGGAGGGCCAACCUGGUGCGGGGUUUGGCAUAACUGGAAGGCCAAGCAUGUCUGGAGCCCCAAGCAUGUCUGGAGCGCCCCCCCCCCCCCAUGGUUUGGACUUGACACUCUUUCCAGGAACAUGCAGGUACCUGUUAAACAAUUGGAGGAAAUUUUUUUUUUUUACCUUGGUGUCAUAGCAAAAGGUUUUGGCUUUGGGUUAAAAUUCAUGAACAUUUUUAGGUCUAAAUUCAUUGAACAAAAGAGGUUGGCCCAGUGAAGGAGGAGGGAGUUGAAGACACCUGCAGGACUCUAUCCCCUCUGUGAUGUUAGCCUGUUCUCAAGGGCGAGGAGUUGGCAUUUCAGCAGAGCUGAAAAGCAGGAGCCAAUAAAACCCACAGAUAUUUAGUUAGUACUCUAUUAGUUUAACAAAACUAUAUCUAUCAAUGUUAAAUCUUUGAGCCUCCACAUUGACCUGAUCUGAUCUCCAAAUCUGAAACCUGUGAAUCCUGCAUGGAGUGAAGGAGGCACACCUGUCUGUAUGUUUAGCAGGAUACUUAACUAGUGAGCUGCCAGGCUGGUUGUUGCCUUGGGGAGGUCGGGAGAGAGCUGUUAACUGGCAAAUCUGUCAGUACUCCAGUCAUUGAACACCAUCAGAUCGAUUUAAGCAGAAGUUAGACAGAUUUCCAGCUCCCUAGGCCGCUGUCCCAAGUGUCUUCGUGGGCAUUAGGGGAUAGAAAUACUAAGGCAGUAGUCAGCUGCCAAGCCCAGAUGAUCUGACAGACUCUCCUGUGGUGUGGAGAUUUGGGGAGAGUGACGCGCCCUGACGUGGCAACUUGGGGUAAUCAUCCCCCCGCCCCCGUGUCCUGUUGUCCUGUCCUGGCAGUGUCUGGGCCACAGUUGAGAUGAAAGGCAGUUUUCUGCUUAGUAGCUGACAUUGCCACAUUUAAAGCAAGCUUCCAGGUGGGAGAUCUCUGGCAAUCCAUUUUCUUGGAGGACAUAGUCCCUUGUACUUCUAACUUUGGUAACUUGUGUCUUUCUUGCUUAGAUGAGUAGAGGUUCAUCCAUGGCAUGGAUCUGUGCAAAGCAUUACCUUUUUGUGUUCUUAUUUUUUAUCUAUUGCUUCUUGUUUCCUGUGUUAUUGACCUUUGUGCAUCUUUAUGAUUUCACUACCAUGCUUUCUUUAGAUGGAAUUUGCUAUUCUUUUACUAGGUUAUUUGGGAGGGACCUUAAACUCAACGAUCUGGAGCCUUCCAGAUUUUAAUAUAAAUAGUAAAGGGAUAAUCGCGCCAUGCAAUUAGUUACAUGUCACAAACUGUAAUGUGCUGUGUUUCAUUCCCAUUCAAUUAAAAUUUGUUCAAAAUCCCUGUGUAAUUUCUUCUUCAGAAAAUGAGUUAUUUAAAAGUAGGUACCAAGUAUCUGGGAACUUCCCAUUCAGUUAUAUUUCUAGUAAUUAGCUUUAAUUUAAUUCCAUUUUUAGUCUGGGAACUUACUUCUUAUGAAAUAAAUAUUAAGUGAAUUUAUUGAGGUUUGUAGUAUUGUUCAGAAUACAAUCUUUCUUGGAUAGUGUUGAAUGUAUACUUGUAAACAACACGUGUUCUCUAGCUGUGGGGAGAUGACAUCAUAAAAGCAAUCAGUCUUGUCAUUUGUUCAAUGGUUUUCAAGUUUUGUGCCUGGCAUUGAUCUUCCGUCUGUCUCUCCAGUCACUCAGACAGCAUCAUGAGUUGUUCAUUUAUAGUUUUGAGUUUGAUUUUG